This is a messenger RNA of Pieris napi, 2241 nucleotides long. Its product is annotated as para-nitrobenzyl esterase-like. Lineage: Eukaryota; Metazoa; Arthropoda; Insecta; Lepidoptera; Pieridae. Bases 543 to 2195 code for a protein of 550 amino acids. The transcript has 3 exons. The record is from RefSeq and is a predicted model, not a curated record.
AUAAGGAAAUUCAUGAGCCGACAAAACUUUAGUAUAUAUUGUAUCAAUAUAUAUAGCCACCAAAAUAUUUAACCAAUAUGAGAGAUUAUCUAUCCUAUAUUUCGUUACAAGAUAAGCGCUUACAAAGCUACGUCUAUCUUAUCACGACAAGUGUUUCUGAUGAUCGUUCGAUAGAGGCUGAAAGCUCAUGAUACAAUCACGUUAACAAGUUCGUAUAACAAUUUUUUAAUCCCAAUUUACGAUCCUUUGGGUAAGACUUUAGACAAUAAUAGUCUUUUCCUGAUUGAAGUUAAUAUGUUAACACACAAAUGAAAAAUAGACACAUCAUCGUCACUGAUUUGCUAAUACGCCCUAAUGCCCUCGCUAGUCAGUUUAAAUAUACAUAAUUUCUUUAUAAAUGAUUAAUUCAGUGAAACAUACAAUUUUCAAUACGAAGCUACACAAAACUUUUCACCUGACUGUACCCAACGUGAUUGAAUAUGUUAUAUGUAGAGGAGCACUCUGUUUUAUUGUUUUCAUUUUGACUAUCACAGUUCAAACACAUGGUAACUCUUUCGGAGCAUAUUGAACAAUAUCGUGUUGAAAUGAUAAUUCUACUUUGUUUGUUAAUUCCGGCCUACGCUUUAUCUGUGGAAAAUAAUGUUAGCGGGAGGCAGGAAGUAGAUCCUAUUACAACUGAGAAUGGACCUGUUCGUGGUGUGGCACUCGGCCAAACGGAUAUCCUACAAUACUUUGACAUCCCUUAUGGACAAUUCGACACCAAUGAUCCAUUUCAGGAGCCUGUCAAGCCAGAACCUUGGGAAACGAUUUUGUCUAAGAACAAACAUUCUUCUAAAUGUCCUCAAAUACAACAAAACGACGAGUAUGUAGGCAACAAUGAUUGUCUUACACUCAGUGUAUUUGCUAAAACCGGAGUAAAAAAUGCAGACGUACUUUUUCACAUACACGACGGCGAUUUUGGGUCAGGAAGUGGAGAUCCAGAAGUGUACAACCCCCAACAACUGGUCUCCGAAGGAAUUAUUGUCGUGCUACCCAACUACAGACUAGGAGCUUUGGGUUUUAUGUGCUGGCAAAACGAAACAGUUCCAGGCAACGCUGGAAUCAAAGAUCUAGCAUUCGCGUUGCAAUGGGUCAAAAACAACAUCAAGGGUUUUGGUGGUAACGCUUCGAAUAUUGUUGUAAGCGGUGUUGACACUGCUGGCAUAUUAGUUGAUUUUCUGGUACUAGUAAAUCAAACCUCAAAAUACAUUUCCAAAGGUAUAACUGAAAGUGGUUUCGCUUUAUCUCAAAAGGCUCUCGAUAGAGAUCCAUUAAGAACAGCAGACGGAAAAAUUAACGCAAAUGGCAGCGUACAGUCUAUUAUAACAUCUGGCCGAGGAAUCCAUUUCAAACCUUGCAUAGACAAUAGUUUUAUAACUAAAUCCUUUUGGGGUUUGCUGCAGACACAAAAGAUUGACAUACCGCUAAUGAUAGGCUCUACUAACCAAGCUGGGAUGGAUUAUGUGACUGACUUAAACGAUGAUGACAUACAAGAGUUUCGAAAUAAUCUAUCACUUAUCUUACCAACCGACCUUAGGUUUGAGGGAAAUCAAGAAAGAGAAGUUAUUGAAAAAGUUAAAAGACAAUACUUCAGUGACAGUGAUAUAUCAAUUAAUGUAUUGGAAAGACUAUCUCUUUGCUUCACAGAUUCGACUUAUUUAAAUCCAGGUAUUCGCGAAGCGAGGCUAUUAACUAAAGCAGGUGGAACGGUUUAUUUUUACGAAUUGUCCUACACGGGAGACAGGCAGAACCCUAUUCCGGGAGCACCAAAGGGAGAUUCUCUGCGUUAUAUCUUUACUCAAAGUACCACGCAACAAGAACACAAAGUAGAGACACAAAAAAGGAAUGUCAAUGAAAACGAAUCAGCAGCAAAUACAAUUCGAACGCUUUGGACGAACUUCAUUAGAAAUGGAAUUCCCUCAGCUUCAAACGUUGAUUGGAAAGCCUUUGAUGCAACCGAAGGGAAUGAACAAUCUUUAAUGAUAGGGGCAGAAAUCACAUUAACCAACAGACUUCACGCCGAGAGGAUGAAACUUUGGGAUGCAAUAUACGAACGACACUUUGUUGAAACCAAUCUUGGCUCCACAUUAAAAUCUUCGAUACUCGUUAUCCUGAUUAGUUUUGUCACAUCAAAUAUCGCAUUAACAACUUUAUAAAUUUAAUUCAAUUAAAUAUUUAACCAAAUAAAUAAUUACUAAUGAG